Mya arenaria is the source of this 8654-nucleotide messenger RNA. Its product is annotated as nucleoprotein TPR-like. Lineage: Eukaryota; Metazoa; Mollusca; Bivalvia; Myida; Myidae. Gene Ontology annotation, biological process: centrosome separation; centriole replication; mitotic cytokinetic process. Gene Ontology annotation, cellular component: centriole; centrosome. The transcript has 25 exons. The coding region runs from base 357 to 6602 and encodes 2081 amino acids. The record is from RefSeq and is a predicted model, not a curated record.
GACAGGUCCAAACAAAUAAUGUAUUUAAAUUUUAAUCUGACUUUCUCGUACAUUUCAAUAAUAUAAGAUCUACAUAGUUAUAAUGCAAACUGCACAGCUUUGGCAGAACAACUCAACCCAAUCGUUAUCACUCAGCCACCUACUAAAAGCUUCGAGAUAGACCUCGUAAAUACAAGCGUAACAACUCAGCCAUGGCCAAAGUGUUCCGAUGGUUGUAAAACUGUGAACUGCAGCCUUCAUGUAUAAAGAAAACAAGUUGCCAGUUCUGCAUCUGUCAAAAUUUGUAGCAGGGCCAAUAACAGAAGUUAAUAACACUAAAGGGGUUUAAUUUAAGUCCUCUGCUGUCCUCUUGUCAGAUGACCAGUGAAUGCAGUUCUCCCACAGGGGUUGGGAAUUUUUUUAUCAACUACGCUACAGAUAUUCAGUUCAUUGAUGACAUUGACUGUGUAACUCUCAAACAGUGCUGUGUGAGUUUACAGAACUGCGAGGCAUCAGCUGUGUCUGAUGUAGACAAGUCUUAUUUUCCUAGAGCAUUUACUGACAUUGACAUCUUGGAAACAAAUUCUGAAGUAUCCAAUUCUAAGAUAGCUAAAGAUACAAAUGUUCACGCAGACAAUUUAAUCCUACCCGUUACUAACAGUACAGUAAACGCAGAACACAAAGAUAUACCAAAAGCAAACAUGGCUGAGCGACUUAACAAUGGAAGCGGUUUUCAACCUGAUGUCAUUGUGUCCACUUCUCAUCAGAGGGCAGGGCCAGACGGAAGCCCCUCCCUUAUGCCGCCUGCCUCUCGUGCAUAUGCUCCUUCCAUUCUGAGUGAGACUGAUAAUAUGUUUAAUCCAGUUAGGACACUCACUUUCUCUGACAUUGAUCAAAGUUCUCACAUUGAAGACAGUUCCAUUAACAACAGUAGACUGGUUUCCACUCCAAAGAAGGGUGACAUUACAAAGGGGACAAGCCUGUACGAUUAUAGCAGUAUGCAGUCAAGAAACUUUUAUUCAGUAGGAGGAGCCAACGGCAAUCAGGAUAAUGAUGGGAGUGAUUCUAGUGAUUCUGAUGAUUUAUUAAAUGGUGUAAGGGGAAAUAUUUCACCUGAGUUCAGGCAAUUAGAAGGAGAAGCAGAUAAUGAAAUGGGUAACACUGGACCCUUUCAUCCAUCGGCUCAUGGGCUAAGCAAGGAGUUCAUGGACCAGUUUGUUGGAAAAACAAGCAAUCCAGCUUAUGGUACAGGUAAUGACAUAUUUUCUCCUCUUGGAGCAAAUGCCUUUGAAGUAGCUGAAAGAAGAAUGCAAUGUUCUACCCCACCGUUGCAUUCACCUGGACCUAAUAGCCCUUACGCAAAAUAUGCCAAUGGUUCACCUGGUGUGACAAAAUCCCCAAGGUCUCCGUAUUAUAGACAGUCACCAAGAUCACCAAGAAAUAGACAGGAUUUCAAUGCGGAUGUUUCAUCACCAAACUUCAAUGCUGAUGUACCAUCACCCAGUAGUAGACCAGAUGUGAGACCGUUUAACAGAGAAGUUGUAGGUAAUGGAUAUGGGGCUAGCGAUCCUCAGUCAUUCAGUCAUGGUUUUUCACCCUCAAAUCCUAAUACUGUACAGAUAAGGGGACGACAGACACAUGCAAGCAAUGUUCAAGUUGUUAAACCUAAGACUCAUAGUCCAAAUAGUAAUUACACUUUUCAGCCUAUCGGAAAGCAGGCACCAGUUCCUGUUCCAAGAAAUAUUCCAAAGAAUCUUAAUGAAUACUUUGAGCAACAUGACAAGCAACAAUAUUAUCAGCCCCAACCUGGCGGUGCAUACAUGACUGUUGACAAUGAUGAAAGACAAUCCUAUGGUUUUGAACAUGAUGACCAAGACAAUGACCUUGACAUUCAAAGUCGCCAAGGCGAUGGAUCAGACAGUGAUGGUGAUGGUCCGCAAAGAUUUCAGCAAACAUUUGGAAAUCAUGCUGUCAGAAACACAGACGUACAUGAACAAUCCCACUCGCCCUCUCCGCCAAGACCUGUGCAGAGAACCCAAGUGUCUGUAAAACUCCCACAGGCCACUUAUGAUACCAUAUCAGCAAAUACUUCACAUGAUGAGAGAAAUGCUGGUCAGAGAUUUCACCUUCAACAACGGCGGAGUCCUAGUCAACCACCUGAUGUAGCCAUAACAAGGCAGGAUGACGAUAACGGAGGAGGCGAUACCUCAAAAACUGGUCAAGGGAAGGUGGAUUUACUUCAGAAUCAACCAGCUGGGGCUAGAAAUUAUGACCAGAAUAGUCACAUGGAGUACAACAGUAGGUCUAAUGUUCUGAAUAACGGCGGCCCUAUAAAAACUGCACAAGGAAUAAGUCACAAGGCAAAAGAUUUCGGGAAAGGGAAUUUUGUACCAUCAAAUGUAGAAAGAAAUAAUCAAGAGAGUUUUUCCCAGAGUGGUAUUCCUACAGCAUCAAAAGAUGAUGAGGAGAAUGAAGCUUAUGAAAAACCUUUCAAUCAGUCUGUCAAUCAGAGUUCUGCAAAAGCACCUAUAAGUCAAUCGCAAACUCAGGCUACUCAAAGAAAGCCCGUAACUGUUCAAGUUACCCAACCAAGCCAAGGUGUUGGUCAAACACAGUCGAGUACACAAAUAUCAUCAAGACUACUUCAAGACACUGCUUCACACAGGAACAAGACUACGCAGAAAUAUGUAUCAAAUGUUCCAGGGAUUUCAAAACCAGCUGCAGCCAAUCAGAACAAAGAGUUUAAAAAACCAUUAGAUGUUGCUCCAAGAAAUGUUGCAAAUGGUACAGUGAACGAAGGAAACAUCAAUAAAAAAACACAGCAGACUGAUUCUGCUCCAAAAUUUAAAGUCUCAGACAAAACCAAACCAAGAUCUAUGUCGAUGGAAACUUUAACCCAGAAAAAUAAAAACCAACCUAACCAGUCUAAAACCAUAGACUCCUCAAAGACAAACCAGUCAGAAAACCAGUCCAGCAGGUUUACUUCCUCACAGAGAGUUAACCAGUCAGGUGAAGGUCAGGACAGAGCCGAGGGUGAAGGUCACAACCUGAGUGGACACAGUCUGGAGGAGAUGGGGGACAUGGGAGCAGGAAGGAUUGUGACACAGGUUCAGAACACCAGCCCAGUCCCUGUAGACCAGCAUGAGCCAGUCGCAAACAUGGCCGACAAGGUGGACACGAGCCUGGACUACCAGGGUAUGGAGCAGGUGAGGAAGCAGCUACAAUCCAUGAUGAGGCUAUCCAACGCUCAGAUGUCCCCACAAGAGCGGAGCAAGUAUGAGCACUCUGACAUCCUGGCCGGGUUUGGUGUGGAGUUCGGGGAUCAGCCCAAAAAUGUAGACCUGUCCUGUUCACAAUUCAGGAAACCAGGGGAGGAUCUAGGUGAGACAUUUCCGUCAUUCACGUCACAGUAUUUCACGGGAGACAGCGGUAAUGUGUCCCGUUCUGACGCCUCCGUCCGUGCUGAGAACAUGCGUCUACGGGAUAUGGUGGAGAAAGAAAGAUACAGGAGAAAGCAUUGUGAACAGUACAUCCAGCAGCUUAAUGUCAAGUUGUUAGAGACCCAACAGCAAGUUGCUGUGGCGGUGUCCACUGACAAACGCAAGGACAUCAUGAUAGAACAACUAGACAAGCAACUAGCGCGGGUAAUGGAGGGUUGGCGGAGACGGGAUGCUGAAAAAGACGAGGUAGUAGCAGCAGCCGAGAGAGAUAAGGCUCAAAUAGAGGAGAAAAUGGUCAAACAACAGAAGAUGAUUAACAAUUUUGAACAUGACAUGUCGGAGGCUGUAGAUGCCCUCAGAAAGGAGAAGGAAACAGCUGGUCAGGAGAUUGAAGAGCUGAAAGCAAAGCUCCAUGACCAGCAGAGGCAGCUAGCUCACAUUGAAGAAUUACUAGACGGGGAGAGAGAGAAGUCUGAACUACUUCAACAAGAAUGUGAAGGGCUAAGAGAGGGGCGGACAACUCUGGACAAACAGCUGGACAACAUGCAGCGGCGGCUCCACCGGGAGCAAGAUGAGUGGUUUCAGAGAGAACAGGAACUGUUACAGAGGAUAGAGGAGGUUGGAGAUAAGAACACCAAGAUACUGCAGAUGGAGAGGGCUAAGAAUGAGGAACAGGGCAAGCUAGCUGAGGAAAUAAUGGACCAGUACCAGGCUUCAACCACACGUGUGAAGAAACUAGAGAUGGAAUUAGACGAUGCUCACAGGGAAAAGGAAAGCCUGAAAGUUGAGAUGGGGAUUAUGGAGGCCAAGUUUGAAAAUGCCCAGCGGGUCCUGGAGGCCGACCUGCACGCUGACAUGGAGAAACAGAUCUCAGAGCAGAUAGCGGAGGUACAGUCCCGAAAUGAGCAAACCCUUGAAGACCUCCAGGAGAGACACCGAGCCCAGGUCCUUGAGAUAAGCCAGCGACAUGGGGCAGAGUUGGAGAGACAACUUGCCCGGUUCCGAGAUGAACUUGCCAGGAAAGAGGAUGAGUUCCGUAAACAGUUCCAGGAACUGGAAUCAAGGUUGAUGGAAUACAGAAAUGAAAACGCUGACCUGAAGAGAACCAAACAGAAGCUAGAAUCUACUAGACUGGAGAUCCUGACAAAGCUGCAGUAUGCCAUGCAGAGUCAGUGGAAUGAGGCACUCUCCCUGUUGACUGCCACCCCACAAAGACAGACCACACAGAGCAGAACUGCUGGAGCAAGUGAUGCCAACACGUCAUCAAUGUCUGUUCCUGCUGUCAACUUCAGUCUGCUCAGCCCUAGGCCACAGCCAGCCAAUCAGACAACAGAAUCCAGCCAACUAGCCAAUCAGACAACUCCUCCCAGAAACCAAACAGCCAAUAGAAAUGAUUGUAACAAAUCAACCAAUGAUACUGAUCCAAAAUCCCUCUCAGCCAACCAGAUCAGCCCAGUUCAAAGAAAUCCAGCCAAUGGGGAUUAUGUUGCGAUGUUCAGUCCAGGAAAGGACAGUUUUGUUUCUCAUUCAACAGAAAAAGAACCUGAAGAUGUAUCCAUAGAAACAGCUGCUCUUUCACAUCUGAGGCAAUUCCAAGAUUAUAUGAACAGUUUCACAAAGACACCCGAUUGGAUCUCUACCAUUAACAGUCAACUUGACCUGUCUGGGUGCACCUCUGGAGUUCAAAGGGAGGGCUCCAUACAGGGGACGCCCCGGCUCCCCUCCCCACCUGAAAUAGCUGCUCUUCUCUCCACCCACCUCCAAAACAUACAGCAGCAACACAUGCCACAGCCUCCAAGGAGCACUGCUAAUACAACUGGCCAAUCAGUACACACCUCACAGCAGAAGCCAGCCAAUCAAAUGACUGGUUACAAUUCUGCAUUUAGUAGCCAAUCAGGACAGAGCUUUUCACAGUAUUUGGCCAAUCAACUAAGUGCUAACACUUCAAGCAUCUACAGUCAGUCGGGAAGUGCAUUUUCUCAACCUGCUUCACUAUCAGCCAAUCAAAACCAAGAAGGAAACUCGUCUAAAUGUUCAAGUCUGCCACCAAAUUUAAGCAGCAAGCCAAUAAAACAACAAAUACCUUUUAAUCCGACUGAGAUCCCACCUCAAAGUCAUCAACAGAUUGAAGUAUCUCACUCGAAUCUGGACCAGACGGAUAUUACAGUGUACAGUGAUGUAACCAAUCAAACAGGAGCAGAGGGUAGUGCAUUAUGGGAGGAAGCUCCUGGACUACCAAGAGCUGUCCCAAUAAGGCCCCCACAACAGGGUGAUGACCCCUACUUGAAUGACGACAACCAUUCUGUCAUGUCAGGUGUUUCGAUCGGUCCCAUCCGGGGUUACUUCCAGGGUGGACAGAGUUUUUCCCCACCCACCCGACAACACAGGGACAGUGAUAACAACUCCGUGGAUGAUCUAACUUCACAGUCUCACAAGUUAAAUGCUGACUACAGUGAGCUUUCUGUCCGUCUAGAUGAACAUGAGUCACAUCAGAAUGACCUCCAACACUACAUACAGAUGCUGCUAAGGAGAUCCCCAGGAGAGGCGGACGCCCAGCACAAUGAUUCCCUGUUCUCUCAAGAUGAGACAGACAUGAAUGACACAGCGCAGGCGGCCCAGCUACAGCGGGAGUUGGACCGAAUACAGGAACUGAGGCACCGACAAGAGAACAGACAAGGGGAGGGAGGGGCGCCAGGAGGGGGAGGAACAUCUGUGGGGGAACAACACACAGGAAGACCACAAGACAAGAUCCUGAGCCCGGACCAGCUAGCUGAGGUCACCAGGCUGUUGAAUCAAGUUAAAGGUCAGGGUCAAGCUGCAGGAGAAGGUCAACAGUCACCUAGCAACCCACAAGUCACAGAGCUUCUAGAACUGCUGAAGCACGCCCAGUUCGGUAAGGGAAGCCAUACAGGCAAAGGUCACCAUCCUGAUGCGGGCAGGAAAGCUGGGAAACAGACAGCUGGUUCCCACAGACCAGCGGCUCCCGGGAUUCGUCGGAAUGUGCAGUUUAACCCUGGCAAGGGUGCAGAGUCAAAACAGGAAGGAGGGAAGAGUGAAAAGGAUAAGGCCCCGUCCAGCUCCAGCAAGCCCAGCCAAUCAGCACAAGCCAAAAAGGUGGAACGGAAGGUCGCUGGGUCAGCUACUAAGGGGGAUAAAUCAAAUAAACCUGCUGCCUGGAAAUGAUAGCGGCCGACAGGGCUACCCUUAACAAUAUGAAAGUGGAAGUUUGAAUUUCCUUUCCUUCACUUUAAGUUUUAUUGUGAAUUUAGAAUAUGUACCAAAACAAAAACUAUACAAAAGUACAUUGAAACAAUCAAUUUUAUUUGAAACUAAUUAAAAAUGUGACAGUGAAACCAGAUUUUGAUAUCUUAAACUUCUAACCUUUCAUCUUUGGUCAUUUUAUCCCAAUGGUAGAAAGUUUCUGUACUUCCAAACAAUAAACUGGAAGUUUUAGCAGUUUUUAUGGUUAAUUAUUUCAAAACUUCCUUAAAAGGAAUCCUUGGGCUUGGUUCCCAGGGAGGGAGAGAAAUCAAAUGCUUACUGUUAUUGUCAGAGCUCUUAUUAUACCCCCCAAAACAAAGUUUGGGGGGGUAUACUGGAAUCGGGUUGUCCGUCUGUCCGUCUGUCUGUCUGUCUGUCUGUCUGUCUGUCUGUCCAUCUGUCCGUCUGUCCGUCCGUUUUUUUUGUCCGGGAUUCAUCUUUGUCGUUAUUGAACAAAUCUUUUUCAAACUUUCAGAUAUUAAUGGCCAUGAUGUAAACUUGCGCCUCUGUGAAAUUGGUACGGGUCACAUGACCCUGACCAGAGUUAUCUCCCCUUGAUGUGUUAAAGUAGGCAAAAUAAGCCCUGUCCGGGAUUCAUCUUUGUUAUUAUUCAACAAAUCUUUAUCAAACUUUCAGAAAUUAAUGGCCAUGUUGUAAACUUUCGCCUCUGUGAAUUUGGUACGGGUCACAUGACCCUGACUGGAGUUAUCUCCCCUUGAUGUGUUAAAGUAGGCAAAAUAAGCCCUGUCCGGGAUUCAUCUUUGUUAUUAUUCAGCAAAUCUUUAUCAAACUUUCAGAAAUUAAUGGCCAUGUUGUAAACUUUCGCCUCUGUGAAUUUGGUACAGGUCACAUGACCCUGACUGGAGUUAUCUCCCCUUGAUGUGUUAAAGUAGGCAAAAUAAGCCCUGUCCGGGAUUCAUCUUUGUUAUUAUUCAACAAAUCUUUAUCAAACUUUCAGAAAUUAAUGGCCAUGUUGUAAACUUUCGCCUCUGUGAAUUUGGUACAGGUCACAUGACCCUGACUGGAGUUAUCUCCCCUUGUAGGCAAAAUUAGCUUUGUCCGGCCUAACUCCAGGGCAAACAACCUAGACAUGGAGGGGUGGGGGGUAUUCGUUAGCCUAUGGCUUACAGUUCUAGUUAGUAGUGGAAUUGAUGUCAAAGUGUUUUUGUUUGAUUAACAUAAUAAAUGAAUCAUAUCAUUCUGUUUAACAGAUUUCGUGAGUUUAUACAUGAUCAUAUAAAUUGAGCUUUUUUGUCUCUUUUUUUCCAAGAAAAUAGUUAAAAAUGUUGUAACACUAUGUUAUUUGAAGAUGUGAACAUUAAUUUGCAAAUGUGUUUGAUCAAAUAUAAACAUAAUCUAACCAUAUUGACAUCGUAACCUUGCCAUUAAUGUCUUUAAUAUGUAUUAAAUAUUUACAGUGACUUUGUGCCAUUCAAACCUCCAGACUGGUGUAAAAGAUAAUAUUGCUGCAUUACUGUAUGUGAUAAAUAUAAAUGUAUGCAUUAUUUUCCAUUGAACUGUGAUUGUUCAUUGUGAGAAUGAAUAUUUUUUAAAAAAACAUGUGCUACUAAAUGUGUUCUUUGCUUUGAAUCUUAACAAUUGAAUGAUCUGUUGCACUUUUUGUCAAUAAAUAAGUUUUACCUGGAUAUAAUUUAUUGUAAAAAGGAUUUUUUACGUUUCCUUAUUUUUCUGCAUUUAUCUUGUGAGAUUUUUACUUCAUCUUUCUUUCCUUGACAUUCAAUGUUUCAUUCAUUGUAAGGAGACUAUUUAUUUAUUGCCAUCAUAUACCGAUUGUAAAUAUCUAUAUCAUCGCAUAAAUAGAUUUAAGCUUUAAAUAUGCGACAUGUUUUCCAUUCAUCAUUUAGUAUUACUGUGAUAUGUAAACCAUUUUGUUCCUUACUGAACGUUAACUUUUGUGUUGUGCUCACAUGGGUAUUUCUGUGGUCACUUAUUGGAAUAAAACCUGUGAAUUGA